UCAGUUGUUGUUCAAAGGUUGACGUAUAAAGAAUCCAGCUGUACUGGUUGUUGUAUAGGCAUCAAUAGAGCCAAUAAUCUUGGAAUUGAAGCAAAGGAGCGGCCGUUGUGACAGACAGUAUGGUGAAAAUUCGCCCUCUUUCGGAUGCACUCAGCAAGAAAGCUCAUCUGGAGUUGAACGAACGACCCGAACGCAUCGAGGAAGAUUUGAACGCCCUACGGCAAUGGAUCGCCAAGAGUCCCCACAUCCGAUCGCGGAUCGAUGAUCAGUUUCUGGUUUGCUUCCUCAGAGGAUGUAAGUACAGUCUGGAGCGAGCGAAGGAAAAACUGGACAUGUUCUACACUGUCAGAACAAUGUCACCGGAGCUGAUUCGGUCCCGGGAUCCGCUGGAUCCAAAGAUUCUAGAAAUAAUCCGGCUUGGUGUCGGACUUCCGCUUCCGAACACGGAAACUCCCGAUUCACCCCGAGUGCUGUUGAUUCGGCCUGCUGCCUACGAUCCGAGUUGCUUCACUAUUGAGGAGGUGAUACGUAUUAGUACCAUGGCAAAUGAUAUAAUGAUGAUUGAAGAUGACAAUUUUGUAAUAGCUGGACAGAUUGGAAUUUUGGAUCUGGCCAAUGUGACAAUGGCUCACUUUCUACAGUUUACGCCGAGCUUUGUGAAGAAAAUGACAAUGAUGAGCCAGGAAGCAUCCCCGUUGCGGCAGAAAGGAUUCCACUAUAUCAAUACUCCACACGGGUUUGAAGUUGUGUUUAAUAUGUUCAAAACAUUCAUGAGCGAGAAAAACAAAUCUAGGCUUUACGUUCACGGACAUGAUCUGGACUCACUGUAUCGACACGUUCCCAAACGAUUGCUUCCAUUAGAAUAUGGAGGAGAUGCCGGACCAAUACAGGACAUUAUCGAUCAAAGCGUAGAAAAAAUGUUAUCCUACCGCGACUACUUCCUGCAAGAAGACCAGUAUGGAACUGAUGAGAGCAAACGACCAGGGCGACCAAGAAGUGCUGAAAGCCUGUUCGGUGUUGAAGGAUCCUUUCGGAGACUCGAAGUGGAUUGAGUUUCUAGACCCGGCGUACUCUGUAAUAAUAUACUCAUGUUUUUAAAUAUAUCCAGACGACUGUAGUUUGCUGUUUUUAA
This is a messenger RNA of Topomyia yanbarensis, 1132 nucleotides long. RefSeq names its product retinol-binding protein pinta-like. Gene Ontology annotation, cellular component: membrane. Gene Ontology annotation, molecular function: phosphatidylinositol bisphosphate binding. The coding region runs from base 120 to 1052 and encodes 310 amino acids. The record is from RefSeq and is a predicted model, not a curated record. NCBI's taxonomy places the organism in Eukaryota, Metazoa, Arthropoda, Insecta, Diptera, Culicidae. The transcript has 4 exons.